UCAGCGUAGGGGUAGCUGGAAAGAGAAAUCUGUGGCUCCGACUAACCAGCUCAGACAGACAUUGUGAGGACUUGCAGAAGAAUGUGUCUGGUUGUUUUGUACUGCCUGCUGUGGAGUUUCCACGCCUCUGCCGGUUAUUUCCCUCGAGCUUGUGUGUCAUCCAGGAACUUGAUGGAGAAGGAAUGCUGCCCACCAUGGAGUGGGGAUGGGAGCCCCUGUGGCCACCUUUCGGGCAGGGGUUCCUGUCAGGACAUCCUUCUGUCCAAUGCACCACUUGGGCCUCAAUACCCCUUCAGAGGGGUGGAUGACCGAGAGUCUUGGCCCUCUGUCUUUUAUAAUAGGACUUGCCAGUGCUCUGACAACUUCAUGGGAUUUGAUUGCAGAAAUUGCAGGUUUGGCUUCUGGGGACCAAACUGCACAGAGAGGCGACUGUUGGUAAGAAGAAACAUCUUUGAUUUGAGUGUCCCAGAGAAGGACAAAUUCCUUGCCUACCUUACUUUAGCAAAGCAUACUAUCAGCCCAGACUAUGUUAUACCCACAGGUACCUAUGGCCAAAUGAACAAUGGAUCAAGGCCAAUGUUUAGUGACAUCAACAUUUAUGAUCUCUUUGUCUGGAUGCACUAUUAUGUGUCCAGAGACACACUGCUUGGGGGAUCUGAAAUCUGGAGCAACAUUGAUUUUGCUCAUGAAGCACCAGGCUUUCUGCCUUGGCAUAGACUCUUUUUGCUGCUAUGGGAAAAAGAAAUCCAGAGGCUGACAGGAGAUGAGAACUUCACUAUUCCAUACUGGGACUGGCGGGAUGCAGACGACUGUGACAUUUGCACAGAUGAGUACAUGGGAGGCCACCACCCAGAAAACCCUAACCUGCUCAGCCCAGGAUCCUUCUUCUCUUCAUGGCAGAUCAUCUGCAGCAGAAUGGAGGAGUACAACAGCCAUCAGGCUUUAUGCAAUGGAACCCCCGAGGGACCCUUACUGCGAAAUCCUGGCAACCAUGACAAAACCAGGACCCCGCGACUCCCCUCAUCAGCUGAUGUGGAAUUUUGCCUGAGCUUGACCCACUAUGAAUCUGACUCCAUGGAUAAAGCUGCCAAUUUCAGCUUUAGAAAUACACUGGAAGGAUUUGCUAGUCCACUUACUGGGAUAGCAGAUGACUCUCAAAGCAGCAUGCACAAUGCCUUGCACAUCUUUAUGAAUGGAACAAUGUCCCAGGUACAAGGAUCAGCCAAUGAUCCCAUCUUUCUUCUUCAUCAUGCAUUUGUUGACAGUAUUUUUGAACAGUGGCUCCGAAGAUACCGGCCUCUUCAAGAAGUAUAUCCAGAAGCCAAUGCACCUAUUGGACAUAAUCGGGAGUCCUACAUGGUUCCGUUUAUACCUCUCUACAGAAAUGGUGAUUUCUUUAUUUCAUCCAGAGAGCUGGGCUAUGACUACAGCUACCUGCAAGAUUCAGACCCAGACUCCUUUCAAGACUACAUUAAGUCCUACCUGGAACAAGCCAGUCAGAUCUGGCAAUGGCUCCUUGGGGCAGCUGUGCUAGGGGCUGUCCUCACUGCUGUGCUGGGAGGGCUCACCAGCCUGCUGUGUCGUGGCAGAAGAAAGCAGCUACCUGAAGAAAAGCAACCUCUCCUCAUGGAAAAAGAGGAUUAUCACAGUUUGUUGUCCCAGAGCCAUUUAUAAGAGACUGAGGCAAUAGAGAAGGGCCAUAAAAGCCAGAUGCCACUUUAACUCAAAAUGAUGUUCCAGUUC
Messenger RNA from Orycteropus afer afer, 1743 nucleotides. RefSeq names its product tyrosinase (gene TYR). The record is from RefSeq and is a predicted model, not a curated record. Gene Ontology annotation, biological process: melanin biosynthetic process; pigmentation. Gene Ontology annotation, molecular function: tyrosinase activity. Lineage: Eukaryota; Metazoa; Chordata; Mammalia; Tubulidentata; Orycteropodidae.